Rotaria socialis is the source of this 300-nucleotide messenger RNA. Lineage: Eukaryota; Metazoa; Rotifera; Eurotatoria; Philodinida; Philodinidae. The record is from the annotation of a GenBank genome assembly.
AUGAUACACGACUUUGAUUCUUAUUCCGAAUCUUUCCAAACAGCUAUUUUGAGAAUUUAUUCUAAUGAAACAUCGGUUAUUCAAACAUUACAACCUUAUCCUCCAAUAAUUCAUGUGCAGUUUAAUCAACUCAUUAACUAUCUUGAUCCACGACCUGAAUAUAUCCGUGUCAUUAUUAUUGAAUGGUCAAUAAAAUUCUCAAUUCCCAUAGCACGCAUUAUUUCAGCAGAUAUCCAAUAUAGUUUACUAAACGCUCGACGUUGUGAAAAUUUCGAUGACUAUAGUCAACAAGUUGAUUGA